This is a messenger RNA of Peromyscus californicus insignis, 522 nucleotides long. Its product is annotated as prolactin-3D4-like. Bases 1 to 522 code for a protein of 173 amino acids. Gene Ontology annotation, biological process: mammary gland development; positive regulation of receptor signaling pathway via JAK-STAT; positive regulation of lactation. The transcript has 3 exons. Gene Ontology annotation, molecular function: prolactin receptor binding; hormone activity. NCBI's taxonomy places the organism in Eukaryota, Metazoa, Chordata, Mammalia, Rodentia, Cricetidae. Gene Ontology annotation, cellular component: extracellular region. The record is from RefSeq and is a predicted model, not a curated record.
AUGCAUCUGUUGCUGCUGUUGACAAAUCUUCUCCUUUGGGAGCAUGUGUCCUCCAAAAGCAAUCUCCUUCUGUCCACUGAAGACCUGUAUCAUGUGGUUGAACAGGCUCAUACCAACUAUGGCAUGUCUGCAGAUAUAUACCAUGAGUUUACAGAAGACGUUCUGAAAGCAGUCAUUAUUAUUUUGCGUGCCUGGGAUUAUCCUCUUAUACACCUGGUGCUUGCCACGACCAUUCUCCCAACAGCGUCUGCAUCUAAUAAUAUGCUGCAAAGAAUCAAUGAUGUGAAGAAUGGAAUUAUAGGACUUUUGGAGGGACUUGAGAUCAUACUCAGCAGGACCCAGCCUGGAGUUAUAGUUGACUAUCCUCAUUGUUCAGGACAGAGAGAAUUUCAGUCAUCAGAUGAAGACACUCGCCUUUUUGCUAUGUAUAACCUUUGCCGCUGCCUGAAAAGGGACACACAAAAGGUUGAAAGUUACCUCAAGAUCGUGAAGGACCGAGUCAUCUUUAAGGAUAACUAUUAA